AUGACGGUGUCCUCGCUGGCCUUCCUGGUGGGGUCCUUCCGCAAGGCCGCGCUGCUGCCGGGGCUGCUGGCACACCCGCUGACGGCCGCCCCGCGCUGCCAGCCGCGGACCGCUGCGAUCGUGGCGCAGCUCGGCGUCCUGGUGGUGGGCUACUGCGUGCUGGGCGCCGGCUUCCUCCUCAGCUCCCCCGAGGUCAGGAAACUAAUACACACGCCGCACAGCGUGCGCCAGAUGGACCCGGCGGUCAAGAAGGUCUCCACGGCCUCGUGCGUGCUGUUCGCCAUGUCGGCCGUGGAGAAGCUGUCCAUGAACCACAUGGUGCGGCGCGUCGGCCGCCGGUUCGCCGCCAUCAACGACGACCUCGGCGAGGCGCACUCGGUGGUGGCGGCGAGGAGCGGCAUGCACGCCGAGCGCCGAGGUCCGCAGGUUACGCAGCGCGUGGCGGAGGCCCGCGCCCAGCACAAGGAGUGCUGCUGCAUGCUGGCCGCGCUGACGCGCUGCUUCGAGGCGCAGCUCGUCGGCAUCCUGGUCAUGGACUUCUUCGUGCUGCUCGCGAGCGUCUUCCUGGCCAUCCUCCUCCUGAUGCACGACGCCACGAUCCCGUCCCUGCUGGUGGCCUCCUCCACCAACGGCUCCUUCUGCAUCACGGGGACCUUCCUCCUGGCGCGGACCUGCCACCUCGCGGGCCGAGAGGCCAGGCGGGCCCACACCAGCGUCCACGCCGUGCUCAACCUGCCGCACGUCGGCCCCGAGGAAGUGAGGGAGCUCAAGGCCUUCUCCUUCCAACUGCUGCACGCCAAGACGAGCGUCACGCCCUUCCAAAUGUUCACCGUGGACUACUCGCUCAUCAGCACGUUGUCCGUGGGGUUCUUCACCUACUCCAUCAUGGUCGGCCAGUUCGGCCUGGUGGGGAGCAAAAAUUUGGAGGGUUACUACGGCAACGGCACGGACGCACCCAACACGACAGCCAUGCUGGACUUUGCCACCUCCGGUGACCGCUGACCUUCCCUUGGAAGUGUCCGAACGUCCGGACCCGCGAACGGAAAGCUCCGUUUAAAAACUCGAUGUUCGCUACUCCGUCGAAAUAAAACGUUUUGUCUGUUGCAUCGCCUGUUGCCAUUGACUCGCCGCAACUAAUUUUGU
Messenger RNA from Thrips palmi, 1143 nucleotides. RefSeq lists its product as uncharacterized. Bases 1 to 1002 code for a protein of 333 amino acids. The transcript is spliced from 6 exons. NCBI's taxonomy places the organism in Eukaryota, Metazoa, Arthropoda, Insecta, Thysanoptera, Thripidae. The record is from RefSeq and is a predicted model, not a curated record. Gene Ontology annotation, biological process: sensory perception of taste. Gene Ontology annotation, cellular component: membrane.